UCAACAAACAAGCAUUCCACCCAUUUUUACUGAAUUUUCCAAAGUUCACUGCAAAUUAUUCACAGAGAUGACUUCUAAAAGUGAAAAGGAUCGAGCCAAACAGAUCCAGGAUCGAUGUCAGAACAUAUUGAUGCAAAUGCUGAAGGAUGAAGACAAUAAAUAUUGUGUGGAUUGUGACGCGAAGGGUCCACGUUGGGCGUCAUGGAACCUGGGCAUCUUCCUCUGCAUCCGCUGCGCUGGCAUCCACCGCAACCUGGGCGUGCAUAUCUCCAAGGUCAAGAGUGUCAAUCUCGAUUCCUGGACGCCAGAACAAGUGGUGUCUCUGCAACAAAUGGGUAACUCCCGCGCGCGUGCAGUGUAUGAAGCCAACCUUCCCGACUCGUUCCGUCGGCCGCAGAACGACUCCGCCCUCGAAGCUUUCAUCCGCGCAAAAUAUGAGCACAAGAAGUACAUUGCCAAGGAGUGGGUGCCGCAACCGCCACCUAAAGUUAACUGGGACAAAGAAAUAGACGAGGAGAUCGAGAGACAGAAGCGCAAGAAGAAGACAACUACGUCAGGAUUAGGCCCGCUACCUACGCCCACCAUCAGUGACAAGAAAUAUAAUAAAUCGGACGUAAUACCAAGUUUACCCAAACCAAAAUCAUCAGUAAGUCCAAAACUUGGUCGUAGCACUCCAACAAACCAAACAGAAGCUAAGCCAUCCAAUGGUUCAGCAGAUUUGCUUGGUCUCGAUACCUCUAAACCAGAAUCGAAGAACGACGACAUAUUCUCCAGCUUCUUCUCUGCGGAGAAACCACCAGAACCCAAACCUGAGGAACAAAAACCAGACCUGAAAACAGAGGAGGAAAAUUUCUUCAAUCAACCCGCACCAUCGGAAAAGGAGAAAUCAAAACUAACCAAGGAUAGUAUAUUAGCUUUGUACAGUCAAGCACCAGGUUCGAAUUUAGGUAACCAAUUUGGUCAACCAUCUUAUUCAUUUGGGACAUACCAGACACCGAGUGCUCAGUACAACAAUAUGAGCCAAAAUAUACCAAUACAACAAAGUAUGCAGAAUAUGCCCAUGCAAAAUGGUGUGCAGUUCAACCAGUUUCAAGGAAUGAAUCAGUUUCAACAACCGUUUGGCAUGCAACAACCAAUGCAGCAGCCUUUACAAGGUCAAUUUCAAAGUCAGCAAUUCUUUAACCAACCCUCGGCACCGGUCAGCAAUCAACAGUUAAAUCAGCCGUUAAGUCAGCAAUUUGGUGGCUUGAACUUAGGACAGAAUUUUCCAAACGCGUUCGCACCGAGUAACGUAGCUAGUAACACUACGUGGCAAUAGCGAGUUCAAAGAAACGUGGAAAUAUAUUUUUUUGUUCCUGAGUAACAUUAUUAUACAACCAAAUGCUCACGAAGUGUUCGGUAGCGGCAAUAGUGUGAUAUUGAUAGUUAUUAUAAAUUUGCCGGCUUAUAUGAGAACUGAACGCUGUAUACAUACAGCAUAUAACAUAGGGCUUAUGGUACACUGGUUGACUGUAGUAUUCAUUGCAUUGACAAUUUAAAGAUACCUGUCGAAUGUAUUUGGAUGGUCUUCUAGGAAAAUUCAGCAACCAAUAUAAAAUGAGCUUUGUGCUAGUUCAAUGCAUUUGUGAAUACGGUUCUCUGUGUUAAGUACGGUUGUAUGGUAUAUUUAGGUACAGUAAUAAACAUAUUAUUUGGUUAUUUAACAAGUUGUAACGCAUUAUUCUUAGGCAAUACGUGUCUUUCAUUGUAAAAGUGGUGUACAUAAUUCCAUAUUUAAAAAAAAUAUUUUUUGCUAAAUGGUAUCAUAUUUCAUCAUAAUUACCUUUCAUUAUAAACCAAAUAUUAUACCUUCGAUUUGUAUUAUUUAUUUAUUGAAACUUACUUGCACACAAA
This is a messenger RNA of Hyposmocoma kahamanoa, 1893 nucleotides long. Its product is annotated as stromal membrane-associated protein 1. NCBI's taxonomy places the organism in Eukaryota, Metazoa, Arthropoda, Insecta, Lepidoptera, Cosmopterigidae. Bases 68 to 1318 code for a protein of 416 amino acids. The transcript is spliced from 5 exons. The record is from RefSeq and is a predicted model, not a curated record. Gene Ontology annotation, molecular function: metal ion binding; GTPase activator activity.